AUGUCAAGAGAAUGCCCGUCUUUGUGGCUUACUGUAACUGUCUUCUCAGUGAUUCUUGCUUUACAGGCCUUGGCUUCCACGGAUCCUCUUGACGUCAUGGCUCUUCAGGAUAUGUACAUGGCCCUGAAUAAUCCACCACAGCUUAAUAGCUGGAGAUUAGAAGGUGGCGAUCCAUGUGGUGAAUCAUGGACUGGAGUGUCCUGCUCUGGUUCAUCUGUAAUAUACCUAAAACUGAGUGGAUUGGAACUUGGCGGACAUCUUGGAAACAAACUCAGUAGUCUCCGUAAUUUGAAGCAUCUGGAUGUUAGCUCCAACAAUGUUGAGGGCGAAAUUCCAACUGAGUUACCUCCUAAUGCCACUCAUAUAAACAUGGCCAGUAACAAGUUGAGCCAAAACAUACCACAAUCUUUACCUACCUUGAAACGUAUCAGACAUCUAAAUCUAAGCCACAAUUUAUUAUCUGGACCCAUUGGUAACGUAUUUGCUGGCCUGCAGAAUCUGAAAGAAUUGGAUCUAUCGUACAACAAUUUUGAGGGAGAUCUCCCAAGUUCUUUUGGGUCUCUGAAAAGCCUUAGCGGACUGUUCUUGCAGAAUAAUAAAUUCACUGGAUCAGUUGUUUACCUUGCGGAUCUUCCCCUGACUGAGCUAAACAUCGAAGAUAAUGAUUUCAGUGGUGUUAUUCCAAAACAGUUUCAAUCAAUUCCAAAUUUAUAUUUUUGGGGUAACAAGUUCCAUGUCGACCCCAAAUCCCCACCAUGGGAUUUCCCUUUGGAUACUUUGCCCAUUAGGCAUAAUAUUAGCAGCCCCCCAACAUCUCAGUCAAGUGCAGUUGAGAACUUUCCGUCCAUCCGAGCAGGCAAACACAACAAUAAAGGGAUGAGCUCUGCAGGGAUAGCUUGCACAGUUGGUGGUGUAGCUCUUAUAGCAACCUGUGCGGCACUCUUCACUGCUAUCCGCAUCAGUCGGGCACGUAUACUAAGGCGUAAAAGCUUAGAAAAAUAUUCUUCUACUGCACCUGAAGAUAGCCCGCAGAUCCUGGCUGCCACCUCCCCAUUCUAUCUUGGUCCUAGGCGUAUGCCUCCUGUUCGCACUUUAAGAACGGAGACAACAUGUAGAAGAAGUUUCUCUACCACAUAUAAAUUGCCACCAAUUGCAAAACUUUACACUGUUGCAGAACUUCAAUCAGCUACAAAUAACUUCAGUGAAGAGAAACUUCUUGGACAGGGAUCACUUGGUUACGUAUACAAAGCCGAGUUUCCUGAUGGCCAAACUUUGGCUGUGAAGAACAUCAACAUGGUUUCUCUGUCUUUCCAAGAAGAAGAACAAUUCAUGGAUGUAAUUCGGAUGGUAUCCCAAUUGAGGCACCCAAACAUUGUAACACUUCUUGGCUAUUGUGUAGAACAUGGAGAGCAUCUUCUUGUGUAUGAGUUUGUCAGAAAUUUAUCUCUUGCUGAGGCUUUGCACAAUCAAGUGUUCAAUCCUCUUUCAUGGACCAUCCGUCUCCGUAUUGCCCUUGGCAUCGCCCGGGCUCUGAACUAUUUGCAUUCUUCAUUCUCGCCUCCUGUUGCUCACUGCAACAUUAAGGCUUCAAAUAUAUUACUCGAUGAAGAACUUAUGCCACGAAUCAGUGACUGUGGGAUAGCUAUUUUAAGGCCACUUACAAGCAACAGUGCAUCUGAACUUGCAAUCAAUCAAACCGGCUACAUUGCGCCUGAUAAUGUUGAACCAGGAAGUGAUAACACAAAGUGUGACAUAUACGCUUUUGGAGUUAUACUGCUGGAGCUAUUAACAGGAAGGAGACCUAUUGACUGUUCAAGAUCCAGGGGGGAGUUCAACUUAGUAACAUGGGCUUCAUCUCGGCUUCAUGACCGUGAGUAUUUGGAGCAGAUGGUGGAUCCUGGGAUCAAAGGAACCUUUCCCUCCAAAACUCUCUCCCAAUUUGCUGAUAUCAUCUCCCUGUGCAUUCUGCCUGAGAAAGAAUUCCGACCUCCAAUAUCUGAAAUCGUGGAGUCUCUAACUCGUUUGUGUCAAAGGUUCAGCUUGUACAAAAGCAAUUCAGUAGUAGAUGGCAUUGAAGUUGAUCCCUUCGAAAGGUCGUUCAUGUCGACACAUACCCGUUUCAUAAGCUCCCCUACAGUGAGCUAUCUGUCCGUCUGAUGUUGCAGCUGGUCGAUUCACAGGUACAAUAAGCAUCCUAUCAAUUUUACCAAAUUUUGUAAACUUGUAAUCACGUAAUACUGUAUCAGCAUCAUAGAACGAAGCAACCCUACCAGCAUUAUUAACCAUUCUUUCAUAUAGAUGAGAACCAUUAGGUUUCA
Mangifera indica (mango) is the source of this 2318-nucleotide messenger RNA. RefSeq names its product protein STRUBBELIG-RECEPTOR FAMILY 2. The transcript is spliced from 16 exons. Gene Ontology annotation, biological process: protein phosphorylation. Bases 1 to 2157 code for a protein of 718 amino acids. Gene Ontology annotation, molecular function: ATP binding; protein kinase activity; protein binding. NCBI's taxonomy places the organism in Eukaryota, Viridiplantae, Streptophyta, Magnoliopsida, Sapindales, Anacardiaceae. The record is from RefSeq and is a predicted model, not a curated record.